Molecule: messenger RNA, 5369 nt
Organism: Bemisia tabaci
Lineage: Eukaryota; Metazoa; Arthropoda; Insecta; Hemiptera; Aleyrodidae
Molecular function (GO): protein binding
Source: RefSeq, a predicted model, not a curated record
UUGACGGAGGAAGGCGCGCGUACCGACAGCGGUCUCCAAGUUCACCUAAACACGAUUGUUUACCUUCCAUAAACCUCUCCUCUAACUUCAAAGAGAUCCCAGUAUCAAUUUGUUCGCCUGUGGAUUUUAGAGUUAAGAGCCCUCUCCAGUGUUCUGUUUACUGUUGUAUUAAAUCGUCUUUUAACUUGCCGCUGAAUCUCUUCUUUCGGUCUUUCUGUUGCUUUUUGCUCGGGGGAGCAUGUGCUUCGUUUGUUUUUGGUUUACUGUUCAGUGAAUUUUUCAAAAUGCUGAUUAAAUUUUGAUCAUCCUCCGAGGGAUUGCUUCCUGAAAGAGUCACUGUAUCCAAGUCUCACACUUCGGGUAGGGAAAGUGUUCAACUAGAAGCUUUUGCGGGGGCCUCAAAUGGAGAUAAAUAAGAUUGUGUUUCACGAUCGGCUGAGCCGUCUAUCAAUGUGAGGAGAUUUCGAUAUUGUCUUCCUCGGCUGAUCCGCAACUGGAGGAAGGGAGAAUGAAAUAGCUGGCGAGAUGAAGCUACACAUAUUCCGAGUGAUAAAAAUGCGGUAGCCAAAACUUCUGGACAAUUAUUUUACCGGCAACAGGAAAUAAUUCUGGUCCAAUGAACUUUUUCGCCUGUCAUGGAGGAUGAAGCGACGGCGGCAGCAAGAAAUGUCAUGCUUUUCGCGCACAAGGACUUCGAGGAGGACGGCGAUGCCGGAGCUGAAGAAGGAGACGGCGACGGGGAGGGGGGUGGGGAGGAAGAGGAGCUCCUCGAGAGGGGACCUGGACGAGGCCGAAAACUGCGCUUCAAGGUGUCCAUGAUUUGGGUGGCCGUGCCGCUUCUACUUUGGUCAGCGAUAGCCAUGGGCAGAGGGAGCCCGAUGUGUCCCACCGGGUGCACUUGCCGCGACGACGUUCUCGAGGCCUCUUGCACCCACGCUCAACUGGAAUACAUCCCGAUCCAGCUCAACCCCGACCUCCAGGUCAUCCACCUGAGAGGCAACCUCAUAUCUUGCACGCCCGGCAUCCUCUGCGACUUCAGCAUCUACUCGAAACUCCAGCACAUCGACAUGUCCGAGAACAAGCUCCAGUCGGUCGGGAGCCGCAACUUCCAGUACCAGACCCACCUCCAUUUGCUCAACAUCAGCCACAACCAGAUCUCCGCCAUCGGCAGGGAUGCUUUCAAAGGGCUCCGCGCCCUCAAACUCUUGGAUCUGAGCAACAACAACAUCGAGCGGAUCGACAACCACGCCUUCAACGAUACCGUCUCGUUGGAGACGCUCAACUUGACCCGGAAUCGGAUCGUCUCCCUCCACGGAGAUUCGCUCUUCCGCAAUCUGCCCAAUCUCCAGGUUCUCAUCCUCGAGCGGAACGAGCUCGUGGACGUCCCGAGCGAGGCACUCAAGUCCCUGCCGAAUCACGCGCAGCUCUCCUCGCUCCUCCUCUCCUACAACCUCAUCCAGACCCUGAACGAAACCUCGUUCCCGUUCCCGCAGCUGAGCAACCUAACGGAACUCCUCUUAGCUUACAACGUCAUCAGUGAUAUCCAUAAGUCUGCCUUCAACUCUCUUCGGGAUCUGACGUCCUUGGAUUUGUCUUUCAAUAACUUGACGCAAAUCCCCACGCAGCAACUCUCGAAGCUCACCAAACUGAGCACUUUGGACUUGAGCGGCAACGAGCUGAGCGACGUGGGAGCGGUGUCUUUCAAGAGCUUGUUCCAGCUCAGACACUUGGUGCUCUCGAGAAUGCCCCGGUUGGUCAGCAUCGACGCCCGGGCGUUCGUCGACAAUAUCCAAUUGGAGAAUAUCCGGAUAUCGGAGAACCUGGGCCUCGAGCGGAUCCCGCCUCGAAUUUUCCACGGGAACCCGAAUUUGAACCGGAUCGAAAUGCGAGGGAACUCGCUGAGAACUCUAGACGCCAGUCACUUUCCACUGGACCGACUUAAAGUCCUGGACAUCUCGGAGAAUCCGUUGCACUGCAACUGCUCCUUGCUCUGGUUGUGGGUCUUGGUGCGGCAGCAAAUGAAGGCAUCAGCCAAACCCGCCCCGAGGGUGGUUGAAAACAUCACGGCGCCCGGUGUUAAGAAUCCAGACGCCUUGAAAAUCACUCUCCACAAUCUCAAGUGCACCUCCCCGGAGGAGCUGAAAAUGAAGAUGGUGGGCGAGAUACCGGAGGACACGGUUCGCUGCGAGACUUCGUGGCUCACCAUCGCCAUGCUGUCGGCCACCUCUUUGGCUCUGCUGACGGUUUUGUUAAUCGGGUUGUUCCUCAUAAUUUCCGGGAAGCGGAUGAGCUGCGGCAAGUCGAAAAGCCACGAGACCUCCGGUUCCCUCGAGUCCCGCGGGGUCAUGGUCAAUUCCACGCGGACUCCCGUGCUUACCCUCUACCCAGAUAAAGCUUACACGAGCAUGCUCAUGAACGGCUACCUCAUGCAACCGGAGAGUCCCUCGGCCAAGCAAAAUUAUGGCUCCAUGGAGCACUGGGACCCGUUCCCCAGCUUAGGCACCGCCAAAAAAGUCGGGAACGAUUACACGAACGAAAUACCCAGAGCCAAGAAGGUCCCCCAUAUAGUGUAUGUUUAAGUUUUCCCCCUCUUCCAAUAUUCGUUACCAGUUUUGUCUAUUCUCUCAAUUGUUUAUAUUGUAAAUACUCAGAUAUAUAUUGUAAGUAUUUAUACUGCUUCGUCGUUCUUUGGUUUAUGAAACAUCUUUUUUAGCCAUUCUGUACAUAGUUCAAAGUUCUAUUCUGUGCCAUGAUCCUACCGUUACAAAUUUUGUUUUAUUGAUGAUUAAGUCGGUCCGGAGUUAAAUAACACUGGAAAAAUAAAUUUUUGUGGAACGUUUUAGUUUUAUAAAUAAAUUGAUUAAAAUAAUAGCCCCGAACAAAUUGUUGGCCCCUUCAACAGAAAUCGGUAAAAUUCGGAUCAAAAUUCUAGUCUUGUGACCAAGUUCUUCAAAACUCAUUGCGUAAACGGAGUUGAGUAAGUCAGCCCCGAUAAACAUUAUUUCUAAUCAAAUUUGGAAUUCUCUUUAGGGAGAUAACAUUUUCUUCCUCGAGAACCAUAAAAUUAGUCAAAAAUGAGAUAAAUAUAUGCUUGUUAUUUUACGAUCAAGUUCAGCUUGAGGAUGCGAACAAGAUAUAUGGCCAAUUUCAAGGUGAAACAUUGUAACUUCCAAACAUUUUCAAGGCACGUGAGGAUUUUUGAGGAAUUUCUUCCUCCGUAAAAAUAGGCCUAGGGCGGAGCGCAUAAAGGAAUCUCUAUUGAAUUGUCUCGGAAAUAAAUGUUUUACUCUUGAUUUUUCAAUACUUCCCAAUUAAAUAAAAGCUUUCAGUAACGAAAUUUUCUGAGCCGUCCUCAAAGUUCAAUUUUUAAGAGGGCUUAGAAGCUUCGACUAUCUUGACUUUUUUGUUGAUGUCCGAUGAAGAAUUUAGGAAUCAUUUUUUUUUUUUUUUUGGUAUUACUAAUAUACGAGCUGCCUAUCAAAUGCCGCACAGGGGCUGAGAAAAGUACCAAUUUCAAACUAAUUUCUACUCAUUUUCGUCCUCAAACAUCGUCUUAUCAAUCCGCUCCCUCACCAAUUCAGCACUGACACGGCGAUAAACACCUGGUUGAUCUUGACCUUGAUUUUGAAGUUAGACGAAUUAUUACAGUGUAACAGACAUGCCUUACAUGAAAUUCAACAGAACAGAGUGUUUCUAAAUUUAUUUGUCUCUGCAAAAUGAGUUUAGUUUACAAACCUAACCUCAAAAUGUAAUUUUGUGAUUUACAUUUUAGUCAUGACCUCGUGUAAAUUUUUUAAAUUAAGUAUAGAAUCAAACCUAAGUUAUGAAUCACCAAUUCCUAGUCCUUACAGUACUUUAUAUAUACUUUUUGAAAAGCAAAUUUGGCUCCAAAAGUGACUCUUUGAGAAUUUGUCCUUUUUUUCAUCAACUUUUUUCUCAUACCAUUUCUCACGUUAUCGAUUAAAAUUGAUUUUAAAUUUUUUUUUAUUAUUAUUAUUUCUUCAGCGCCUACUUAAACAAUUAAGUCGAAAAUCCAUUCCUAGAAAAAAGAUAGAUUUACUCUGUAAUAAAGAUAUUUUUACCUAUACCUAUACACAACAAACUAUAAGAUUUGAAACAAUGCGGAGCCCAUUUUUUCAUUCACAUAAGGAAUUUUCAUCGUUCAUAAAGCAUGAAGGAAGGAGAGGCAGUAUAUGACGAUGUAUGCAAAAAAAGAGGGAAAACAACAAUUAUUCUCUCUUCAUGAAAAUUUUUGUUUGAGUAAUGCGCAAAAUGUAAAGCUUAUUGGAUCGAAUUUCCGAAAAAUGUUCGGUCUACACGGGUAUUUUGUCACUGUCUAUUUAUGCGUUACAAUUUUAUUCGUUCAAGUGUUAAGUUUUUUAAUUUGUUAUUUAACAGUUUCGGUUAGUCUUAUGAAGCACAUUCACAUCAGUUUUCAAUUAUUUGCUCAUAAAAAACACGGUUUUAAUUAGGACUUCUCCUUGAUCCUGAAUGUACCUACUCCAUUUACAUAACAUUCUACGUUCCUAUUUUUUAAACUCGUUAAAUCAUUAUUAAAUCAGCGCCGCUGGGAUAGCGUAAAUUGAUUCCCCUCUUCAAAAUUUUAGCAUAAUCACAUUUAAUGAGAGUCUCGACAUACGUACAAAAGGAGGGGGAUUAAUAGUCAUGGAGAAUUUCUUAAAAUAAAAAUAACAGCAUCUAUUUUCAAAAAUCAAAACCUACUCGAGUUGUAAAGUGUGGAAAAUUAGCAGCAUCAACCACCUCGCCAAAUAAGAUUACGCGCUUUUUCAAUGUGACGAAAAAUCAGCCGUCUUCAGCUCAGCAUUUAAAUACAAGAAUCAAGAAUGCUAUCGCUUUCUGAAAGUGCGUAAACUUAUAUUCGACGUUGGCUCUGAAAGAGUAUAUAUUAGCUCUCUAGCCGACACGAAUUGAAUUACCAAAGUAAUUCAUCUUAUUAACUAGUUUAGUUUUUUUAUUAUCUUCGAUUUUUCAAAUCCUAUUAUUGGUCAUUUUGAAUAUUUCACUUCAGAUGUCGCGGGCAGGUUGGAUAAUAUUUCUGCAUAAUCGACGUAUGAGCCCUGGAAACAAAAAAUGAGAAAUAUUAAGUAGUUAUAUUCCAAAUUUAAUUGAAAUGUUUAAAAAAGACACAUCCAGCCCAUAUUGGGAUGAGAUUCCUAAAUUUUUGUACAUAUAUUUGCAAAUAAAAUAUGUUACAUAAUAUUAUUGUGAAGUAAAUACUAGAACUUAUUUUUGUAAAGCAUAACUCAUUUGUUUUGAUUUUUAACAAUGUUAUUUUGUAAUACAAAAUAUUGUGUGUUAAAAGCAAUAUUAUACUUACCAUGAAAUAUACAUCCGACUAAUAAUUUUCA